AUGAAUUGUGUUUCGGAGAGCCUGGCACGAGGCAAGCCAGCUAACAAGCUGAUCCAAUUUCAGCGCUCGGAGAGCUCAGACUCCUACGAUUCAACCGACGGCUCUACCAGUACGUUGCCUCCUCCUUGGGUGGGGGAUCUCGAGCAGCAACACGAGCAGGUCAUGGAGAAUCAAAGCUUCCUCGAGAAGCAACAGGAAGAGGUCUUGGAGUCGCAAGCGGUGCAGAAUCAGAGCAUCGAGAAAAACUCUGCAGGCGUGGAGCAGCUCUUUUUGAGUAUCGUUCCCGCCCCUUUGGGGCCCCCGAUCGCGACGCCCCCGCCUGGGCCGUGUGAGCCAGGAGUGGAGCUAACGGAGCCAGUGUGCCAGGAGUCGCACGUUCCUUGCACUCUCACAAUCAGCAACAACAGAUCUCGGGCAGCCUCGCAGACAACAAUCUUUCCGGGCUGCAACUUCUUCGACAAUGCGUCCCAGGAGCUCUUCAAAUACUGCAACGAUGCCAGUGCCUAUCGAGUGGUGACGGCCUCGACCUGCAGCGAAGAGCCCAGCUUCGAUGCCAUGUUAUCCGCUUUCCUGUCCGACAGCGGCAGCUGCCAGCUUGUGGGCUGCGUGAACCGCAACGGUGCCAGAUGCAAGAUUCCAUGGAAUGGCACGGGCAGCGACACGCGGGCAACCGUCACCUUCACGGUGGCUCCAUCGGCAUGCGUCUACAUUGUGCAGCAACCCGCCUCCGCGUCGAACCGUUUCGGCAACAAGUCGGAGCCGCUCAUCAUAACGUCUGAGAUGGUGCUCAUACCAACAACGACGACGGUGACUGAUGCAAGCACAAGCUCGCUCACGACCAUCAGUGCCUCCACGGCGACCAGCACUCCUAACGUGACGACAAGCUCUGUGCCAGCCUCUACGACUGCGACUGUGCCCGAGACUACGACCACGACCACACCGUGGAAGUCUAAGUGCCCAUGUGCAGAUUGGUGCAUGUGGGUGCCGCCUUAUUCUAUGAAAUGGGUGCCAUUCUGUACUGGCUGUCCUCGGUGUUGGGGCUGCCCACCCUGGUGCAGACCCCAACUCUUGGAGGUGACGGUGAGAAGCGAAAACAUGGAUGCAGAUGGAAGGCCAUGGGCAAUGCCACGGCUUUCAGGAUCCGACCACUGA
Messenger RNA from Symbiodinium sp. CCMP2456, 1152 nucleotides. The record is from the annotation of a GenBank genome assembly. Lineage: Eukaryota; Dinophyceae; Suessiales; Symbiodiniaceae.